Molecule: messenger RNA, 462 nt
Organism: Magallana angulata
Lineage: Eukaryota; Metazoa; Mollusca; Bivalvia; Ostreida; Ostreidae
Exons: 1
Coding region: 1-462 (153 amino acids)
Biological process (GO): DNA integration
Molecular function (GO): nucleic acid binding
Source: RefSeq, a predicted model, not a curated record
AUGACAGACAUACCUGAUGAACCCUGGUCUCGUGUUUCCGCUGAUUUUUGUGGUCCGUUUCCAACUGGAGAGUACCUAUUGGUUGUGAUAGAUGACCAUUCAAGAUACCCUGUGGUAGAAGUACUGCGAUCUACAUCUGCCAGAUCUGUAAUUCCUCUAUUUGACAAAAUUUUCUCAUUGUUUGGAAUACCAGAAGAACUGAAAACGGAUAAUGGCCCACCAUUCCAAAGUUUUGAAUUCAAACAGUUUGCAGAAAAAUUAGGAUUCAAACACCAUAGAAUCACACCAUUAUGGCCGAAGGCCAAUGGAGAGGCUGAAAGAUUUAUGAGAACCCUAGGCAAAGCCAUCAGAACAGCCCAUAUAGAAUCCAAGAAUUGGAAACAGGAAAUGUUUACAUUUCUGAGAAGUACAGGGCAACACCCCAUAGAACCACCACCCUAUCUCCGGCAGAAAGUCUCCUAA